CCGGGACGUUGUCACUGACGCUCCCCGGUCUCCGGGGCUGCGAACACGGAGCUGAGCGGGGCCCGGCCGGUCUAUUGAAAAACUUCUGCUACUGCUGUGUGAACUCAAUAUGGUCCCUUAAGAAGUCUGUUCACACUGAAGAUCACAAGGUGGUAUUACUGAAAUCUGUUUAGUGAAGGUUCUGGAAAUGGAAUGGGGAGGUGAAUAUUCUCUUGAUUCUUCCAACUUAGAUUGUUUGUUAAACAUUUUUCCUGGGGACGGGGAGUUUCAACAGAUCCUCAGUGACAUCGAUGAGAAAAUAAAGAAAAACUCUGCUAGUGUGGAACAAUGCCUUAAAGAGCUACAAUCAGAAGUAAAUGAGACUUGUACUGAUGAGCUGUUACAAAACACAACUGACUGCCUUCACUGGCUGAAUAACUGCAGUUUCAGUUCCCUCAAACCUUCUUCUACACCUCAUGGAGAUUUGAUCGAAUUUCUUAAAACUCUGCAAAGCUUGCUGAGGAAUGAACAAAAUCAAGAAGAAAUGAUACUACACUUUCUUCUGGAACUCUCCAGUCAAUGUGGGGUCUCAUUUCCAUGUACUCCAAGUGGGACAUCUUUUGAGUUAAAUUCCAGAGCUUCCCUUCAUGCCAUUGAGGAUGAUUCAUCUAUGAAUAUCAAGUCUGUUUGGGAUGAUGUGAGAUUACACCUUCGACGUUUCUUAGUAAAUAGACUUCAGAGUCCUCAUGAAACAAAUACUGCUACUUUAAAACAGCAAAUGCAGUUUAAAACUCAGUGCAUACAACACCUUUUGUUUCUAUAUCCAGAAUCAGAAGUUCUAACCAAGUAUCAAAACAUGCAGAAUAAAUUGGUUUCUGAGCUUUUGCAGAACUGUGUUCUAUCUAGCUGUGGCGAAACAAACUUUGAUAAGGUGGUUCAUGGUUACCAAAGUUCAAUACCUACACUAUGCACAAUGAUAAAAGAGGAUUUGUGUAUACUAAGUGGUACUAUAGAUCCUUCCUCAACACUGAUGUUUAUUAAUGAAACUUAUCUGGAUACCAUCACAGAAGAAAUAACAAUUCUUCUUGAAAGACUUUGUGAACUGCAGUUCAAAGAAAAUGCUCUACAUAUAAUUAAGACAAGCAAGAUUUCAAAGAAGCAUAGAGGAACAGUUCAUGCUUUGGCUACCCAAGAAUGCCUCAGAAAAGGAAGAAACUUCUGCUUAACUUUGUAUCAACUCAAAUGUCUUUCUCAGCUUAUAAAACUCUUUUUGUUUAUGGAAGAAAGAGUUGAAGAACUUUCUGCAGAAAUUCUGUUGUGGCCCUGUUUCACUGAGAAGAACAAAAAUGUUCAAGGAGUUCUGAAGAAAGCUAGUGGGGAGCUUUUAAUAGGGGAAACUAGAGCAAAUGAAACCAGUGUGCUUCCUGAACAGUUACUUCAGGUAAAAGAGACUACUUUAUUGGAUUUUAGCUGGAGGAAUGCAUUUAAAGACCUGUCUUCUUCUGUGGCACACUGUAUAACAAUAGCGAUUGAAGAUUUUUCAACUAAAAUUCUUCAGCUUGAGCAGAAAGAACAGUCUUCAGCUGCAGUCUAUACAAUGAGCCUAGUAAAUAUCCGGCAAAUGAGAGAGUCCUGGGAAACAGUCAACGAGGAGGAACAACCAAAACGAAUAGCAAAGUUUUGUUCUGACAUCAUGGAAGAACUUGACACAGUGCUUCCACUGGCUCUGGCAUGCAGAGAUGAUUCUCUUCAGGAAAUGAGAGCAAACUUUGUAGAGGUGUGCUGCAAAGUAGCAACAGCUGUCCUGGAAAGGUUGGAGGAGAGAAGCAAAGAAGUUCCCUCCAAGGCUCCACUGCAAAACUUGUAUGCUGUUCUCUCCACAGCAGUACAUGUCUUUCAGCAUUUUAUGAUGUAUGAUAGUUUAAUGAGAGAUACCAGCAAGAAGCCCCUGUUCCUAGUGCCUGUCCAGGGAUAUCAGGAAUUCAUCAAUGUUCUCCAGUUUCAAGUUACCAACUACUGCAUCAGAGUUUGUGCUACAAGUAUUUUACAGGAUGCUGAGAGCCACCACUGGGAUGACUACAAAGCUUUUUAUGAGGGAGAAAGAUGCUCAUUCUCUGUCCAGAUGUGGCAUUAUUUCUGCUGUGCUCUCCAUCAUGAUCUGUGGACUAUCCUACCCCCCAAGUUAGCCCAGGAGAUUCUAAAAGAAGUGCUGGAGAAAUCUUUGGCUGUGCUAGCCUGCAGAUAUUCUCAGGCCCAUCCCAGUUACAAGAGAACUCCACAGAUAAGAAUUGAUAUCACAGCGAUUUUAAUAUCUACUGAAAAUAUGCUGUGGUCAGCUUGCUGCUCAGUGCAGGAACUUUUGAAUCCACAUAAAGACAAAGACGCCAAGACCUAUAAAAUACACAACCACUGCAACAAUCUGCUCUCUGCACUUGCCAUUUUAACUGCACCUUUGAAGAAUCUGUAUGAGACAUUUCAGAAUGGUUUUGGUGAGCUACUUCCAUCAGAUUUCUCCAAACCAAAUAUCAGUCACCCAUUACACUGGCUAUCUUGCAUAACACCCAUUUUGUCCUCCUUACUUAUGACUCCAUCAACCGGAGAAAUGGCAGCCCAGGGUCAACUGAAACUGCUCUUAUCCCAACUAUGUAAUUGGAACUUGCUUUUGGAAACACUGCUACAUCAGGGUCUCUUAGUGAAAAUUUUAUUGAAAAGUUCAAAAAUUGAAGUAUCAAAAUGUGAUGAACAAAGUUCCUGCAUAAAACAGAUAAAUAACAAAGAGCCUACUUUGACUGAAGCAAUCUUUACAGUAUUAUCAUAUUGCACUUUAUCACCCAAAUCACUUGGUAGAGUUCUUGAGAGCUACAUGAAAAAAGAGCAACUAUGGGAUUGUUUAUACAAUAUAUCAGUUUCUAGUUGUGGUGAAUCAGAGCCAGAGGUUAUCAGAUGUUUGAAGCUGACUUGAUUAAUUCAGUCAAGGGGUAUAGUGAAGCAAAUAAUUUCUUUGAUGCAUUCGGGAGGCAAAGAGAACUAUGGAACCUAUCAACAUAAGCAAAUAGUUCCUGAAAGUUUGCUGAAGACAGUUCCAAAGGAAUGGAAUUAUACACCUAGAGAAAUGAAGAGAAAAGAAUCUGGGAAAUGCUUCACAAGGCUUGCAGCUCAGGCUGUAUCUAUUGUAAUCAGCAAGUUACCUACAGUGAUUGCAUGUUUGCCUCCCCCAAUUAAAUACUUCUUUUUUCUGUCUGAGAGAAAAAUGUCAAAAAACUUUGUUGAAUCGAAGAAAACUGGUCUGCUUGUCUGGAACUUGAUUGUAAUUAUAUGUCGGAUAUUUGAGGAUGGAAACACCGCAGAACUUUUAACAGGUGCAACGCUUGACAGAUGGAGCAAAGAGAAACUCACUUUAGUUCGUGUCUGUUUGGAAAGUAUUGUGGGAAAACAGAAAAGUAGUCCUAAACAAGUAACACAGAAGGUUAUACAGAGUAUAGAACAACAAAGACCAAACUGGAUUGAAAGCCAGUUGCUGAAAGCAAGAAAAUUGAGCACUGACUGUGCCUUUAUUUCAGUAGAAGAAGGUGCAGGGUUAGAGAAGGGAGGUAUUGCAUUUGAAUUGACUGAGCAGAAAAUAAACAUGAUGGUCCUGGAUAUCUGCCACAAACCAGGUGGCAGCGAGUACCUGAGGCAAAUUUAUCACAUCAUCCGGCUCAAUGAGGAAUACUUGAAAGAGCUGCUGUCUUGUGGGAAUUCUUCAGAAGAGAAUGUAAUGCCCAUUGAAUAUUUGCAUUUGACAUUGAGGAGCGCAGAAGAGCAGCCUGUUUUCAACCCUUUCCAGGUGCACCGCCAAUAUUGUGCAAAUAUGUUUGAUCAGUCAGCCAUUACUGAAUGGAACUGGGAUUGGUCAAUCUUGCUGCCAAGUUAUCUGGGGCUGAAUCAGAUGACCUUCAGGGCACUGCUGGCACACAGGUAA
Gopherus evgoodei (Goodes thornscrub tortoise) is the source of this 3940-nucleotide messenger RNA. RefSeq names its product KIAA0825 ortholog. The record is from RefSeq and is a predicted model, not a curated record. NCBI's taxonomy places the organism in Eukaryota, Metazoa, Chordata, Testudines, Testudinidae.